Messenger RNA from Anthonomus grandis grandis, 2471 nucleotides. Its product is annotated as glucose dehydrogenase [FAD, quinone]-like. The transcript is spliced from 12 exons. Bases 416 to 2332 code for a protein of 638 amino acids. Lineage: Eukaryota; Metazoa; Arthropoda; Insecta; Coleoptera; Curculionidae. The record is from RefSeq and is a predicted model, not a curated record. Gene Ontology annotation, molecular function: oxidoreductase activity, acting on CH-OH group of donors; flavin adenine dinucleotide binding.
UUUAAGGCUGCCAUAUUCGCUACAAGCUGUUGUCCUUUAUGUGUCUGAGAUAACAAUUUUUUUAUACAUAUUCCAUGUUUACUACUAGUUCUUCAGUGUUUCAAAAUUAUGCCAAAUAAUUAAUUCUCCAUUCUCUAUUUCAACAUAUGUAAAAAACUGCUAGUCAACGCCUAUGUGCUUCAGCCUAUAGAUUGCCACCAACUGUGGAUGUUUUGAAAAAGAGAUUUAUAUAUAUACAAGGAAAAAUAUAAUUUAAAAAAUAUAAUUAUUAAACUGUGCUUAUUAACAAAAGAUCAUUAUUUGUGAAAGAAAGUGCGACUCGGUGAGCGAUUUUUUUUUCGAUCAAGUCAAGUUCUCAUCUGCUCCUCGUCGGGUCAACUGCUUGUCUUUAAGUUGGCGCGUUCCGUAUAAAAAGAUGAAUACAAGAUUUGCAAUAGUCACCUUCUUCUUUUUCAUCGUAAACAUUGUCCGGACCCAAGACCAUGACAAUUCCAAUGAUCCGUUAUCCAAUAUGCGAAAAGCACGAUUUGUCUGGCCAAACUAUAUUCCAACGCCCCCCAUGGAACAUAGUUCAAAAUAUCUUUAUAACGAUCCUCCUCCGACAAACGAGGAAACCUUCGAUUUUAUAAUCGUAGGUUCCGGAUCCGGAGGCGCGCCUUUAGCCAACAGACUUUCAGAGAAUCCCAAGUGGAAAAUAUUAUUGCUAGAAUUAGGAGAUGUAGCACCUCCGAUAAUGGAGAUACCAGCUUUAGCACCCUUAUUUCAAAAGACCAAGUAUGACUGGGCGUAUAUGGCCGAAAAGGAAAAUGGCAGCUGUUGGGGUUGUCCAAAUCAGCGAAUGCAUUGGCCAAGAGGUAGAGGUCUUGGUGGCACCACCCUGAUCAACUUUAUGAUUAGCAUCAGGGGAAAUAAACUCGAUUAUGAUAGAUGGGAGGCAAUGGGCAAUCCUGGAUGGAGUUACAACGACGUCUUGCCUUAUUUUAAAAAAAUGGAAGACGCUCGUGUUCAGAUUCAAGAUGCUGAAUAUCGCAAUAAAGGUGGAUACAUGACAGUUUCGGAUAUACCAUAUAAAACAAAAUCCAUAGAAGCCUUCGUACAAGCUGCUCAAGAAGCAGGCUACCCAUAUGUGGAUUAUAAUGGAAGGGAUCAAAUGGGAGUUUCAUUUGUGCAAGGAAAUAUUAGAAAUGGGCUUAGAUGCAGUGUGGAAAAAGCUUACCUAAGGCCAAUACGAGAUAGAAAAAACUUAAAAAUAUUAAUCAAUUCCAGGGUAACUAAGAUUUUAAUAGACCCAAAAACCAAAAGGGCUUAUGGAGUAAUAUUUAUCAGAAAUAAAAAAUACUAUAAAAUAACUGCCACCAAAGAAGUUAUUUUAUCUGCCGGUGCUUUUAAUUCGCCUCAGCUACUAAUGCUAUCAGGUAUUGGUCCAAAAAGUCACCUGGAAGAACUUGAAAUCCCUGUUAUUCAAGAUUUACCUGUGGGGCAAAAAAUGUAUGAUCAUAUAACAUUUAUAGGACUGAAUUUUUUGGUGAAUGAAUCAAUAGUUGCUAAUGACAGAGAAUAUUAUAACCCCAAAAACAUAAUUGAAUAUUUAGGACGUAAAAGAGGAGUUUAUACUAUAUUAGGGGGAGUGGAAGGAUUGUUGUACUUUAAAACAAAUGCUUCAAGAGAAAUUGAUAACUAUCCUGAUAUGGAAGUAAUUUUUAUUGGAAGCAAUGUAGCAGCAGAUAGAGGAGUCAUAUUUAAAGACACCAUGAGCAUCAGUCAAGAGCUCUACAAUGCAUAUUGGAAGGAAAUUGAAACAAAACCCUUCUUUCAAACACUCCUUAUGUUGGUCCAUCCAAAAUCUUAUGGUUAUUUAAGAUUAAAAUCUAAAAAUCCAUUUCACUGGCCCAAAUUUUAUCCUCGCUAUUUCACUGAUAAAAAUAACGAUGACAUCAAGACUUUUAUUGCAUCAAUCCGAAAAACUUUGGAGAUCAUUAAGAUGCCCGCCCUACAGAGAUACAGAGCCACUUUAUAUGAAAAACCCAUGCCAGGUUGCGAAAAACAUACAUUUAACUCUGACGAGUACUGGGAAUGCGCUUUAAGAACGAUAACGCCCACCUUACAUCAUCAAGUUGCAACCUGCAAAAUGGGACCAGUUACAGAUCCAGAAGCUGUGGUGGAUCACAGAUUAAGGGUACAUGGUAUUAAAAACUUAAGAGUAGUAGAUACUAGCAUAAUACCUCUUCCACUGACGGCCCACACCAAUAUUCCUACUGUGAUGAUUAGUGAGAAGGCUGCCGAUAUGCUCAAAGAAGAAUGGGAAAAUAAGAUUGAUAUUAGAUUAGGUUAAAUUGUAUUGUACACAUACUAUUAUAAUUAAAAAAUGAUGAUGGAGAUUGUAUUCAAGAAAAAAUAAAACACAAAGUCAAAGUCACAGAAAAAUAUAUUAAAAAGUGCUCUGCAGAUUUCAAAUUAAAGGAUUAUGAAAA